Penicillium canariense is the source of this 471-nucleotide messenger RNA. RefSeq lists its product as uncharacterized. The coding region runs from base 1 to 471 and encodes 156 amino acids. The record is from RefSeq and is a predicted model, not a curated record. The transcript is spliced from 2 exons. Lineage: Eukaryota; Fungi; Ascomycota; Eurotiomycetes; Eurotiales; Aspergillaceae.
AUGCCAUUGUCACCGGCGCAGCCGGGUAUGUGCCCUCAUCCUUCACUCAUGCGAAAGACAAACAAAUUGACAUCAGAACAGGGGGCAUUUGGCCUUGGAACGACAAUUCUUAUUUUUCGCGAGGGAGCUUCUGUCCUCGCGGCCGAUAUCAGCGAUGCCAGUCUUGCCACUGCCCUUGACAAGGUCAACUCCAUCGUUCCACCCGAGUCGCGCUCACAAAAGGUGGAGACAAAAGGUUGUCGACGCGGUCUGGAUGCGAUUUUCGAACAAUGCUGGCAUCGUGCCCCCGAAGGACGGGGACUCGGGGAGUGCCUGGAGGAUAUCUGGAAUCGCACAAUGGACACCAGUGUCAAGGGGGUGUGGUAUGGGUUUAAGCAUGCUGUGCGUAGCUUCCGAAAGCACGGCAGAAAGCGCGCGAGUGUGAUCAAAACUGCUAGUAUGGUUGCUCUGGUUGGUGCUGCCACGCCGUAG